GUCAGGAGCAGAAGACACAACCCUUUUUGCAAACAGCGGACAAAAGUGACCAGAGUUAGUAAAGGGCCGCAGAGGAAAAUAUGGCGCACAGUCUGGCGCAGCGGCUUGCAGAGCUGCUCUACAAAGCGGUGACGGGGGCACUGCUCUGGCUGCUCUGUCUGCUCACUUCGAAAAGCCCAGUGUCCGGCAAGAAGCUGCCGCCUGUCCAGCAACCGCUGCUGCUGGAGUCCGCCACGCAACUGGCGCGGAAGAUCCGACGGAAAGAGGUGUCUAGUGUGGAGGUGGUGCAGGCUUACAUUGACAGGAUCCAAGAGGUCAACCCUCUGAUCAAUGCCAUGGUACAAGAAAGGUUUUCCCUGGCUCUCCAGGAGGCAGCGCAGGUGGACAAACUCAUCGAGGAGGAGACAGGGGGAGAAGACGUGCUGGAGGACCGACUGCCCCUGCUUGGAGUGCCUCUCUCUGUCAAAGAGUCCUUUGCUGUGCAAGGUAUGGCCCAAACUGCAGGUGCAGUGGCCAGAAGGGGCAGAUUGGCCGCAGUGGAUGCUCCAGCAGUGGCUCUGUUGAAAAGGGCUGGCGCUAUCCCGCUGGGCGUCACCAACGUCCCGGAGCAGUGCAUGUGGAUAGAGUCCCACAACCACCUGUACGGCAUGACCAGAAACCCGUACAAUCUGGACAGGGUAGCAGGGGGCAGCUCAGGAGGCGAGGGCAGUAUUCUGGGAAGUGCUGGUUCGGUCAUUGGAGUGGGUUCAGACAUUGGUGGCAGUAUUCGCUUGCCUUCUUUUUUUUGUGGCAUUUUUGGCCAUAAAACCACUCCAGGGAUUGUGUCGAAUGAAAACCAACUGCCCCCUUUCUCUGGCCGCCAGGAGGAGCUCUUGAGUACUGGCCCCAUGUGCCGUUAUGCAGAGGACCUAUUGCCCAUGCUCAAGAUCAUGGCUGGAACCAAUGCUGACAAGUUGUCUUUAAACAAAAAAGUUGAUUUGAAGAAACUGCGUUUCUUCACACUGCCAAACUGUGGAGAGGCCCUCUACACAAGUCCAGUCAGUGAGGACCUAAAACAGGCUCAGAGGAAGGUGGUAAAGUGGCUCGAGGCUGAUCUUGGCGUGAAGGUUGAAGAGGUUAAUUUUCCUGAGCUGAAACACUCCUAUGACAUGUGGUUCAUCUCCAUGAGCAUCCCUGACCAUGAAGGCAAGGCACCUGAGAGUUUUGAAAAUUUGCUGGGUGAACCGGGAGCACCAGUGUGGCCACUCUGGGAGCUUCUCAAAGCAGUGGUGGGAAAAUCCGACCACACAAUGGCUGCUAUCUUGUAUGCGCUGUUAUCCAAAAUGGUCAGCCCUCCACUCUCCGCUUUGAACAUUAGAGAGAAACUGCAUGAAGACUUUGCCCAGCUACUAGGCACCGAUGGAGUCUUACUGUACCCAACCUUCACCAGAGUGGCCCCCAAACACCACCAUGCCCUCUUCAUAAUCUACGACCUUAUCUACACCGCCAUCUUCAAUGUCCUGGGCUUGCCAGUCACUCAGUGCCCUCUGGGUCUCAAUGAGGAGGGGUUGCCUCUGGGGGUGCAGGUAGUGGCGGGGAAGCUGCAGGACCAUCUGACCAUCCAGACAGCCAUAUACCUGGAGAAGGCUUUUGGAGGCUGGAGGGACCCUGGGGCAAAGUAGACUCAAUGUAAAGAAGUCACACCCACAAGGCACCCUUUUUUUGAUCUUCACUGCAAUUACACGCAUGCAUAGAAAAGGGCCUACUACUGUUAUAAGAGGAUUUCUCUGACUGGAGGGGGCGCAAUUCAAAUUUCUCAAAACACAAAGAGCAGAUUUGGAGAACUCUGUCAGGACUCUUGAGUUGAAAGGUUUUAUUUUAAGAUUUUCAACCUGGGACAACAGUGACAAGUUCUCUGGAGAAAUCUGAUUAUAAUUGGACUAUAAUUGUACUCUUAUUACUUGUGCAAGUAAUUGUAGUGACUGUUGAGGGGUUUAGCACAUUCAGCAGAAACACUAUACAGUGGAUGUGGAUUUAGAGACGAGCAUAAAAUCUGUUUAUGUUUAAAUUUGCUUUAUCCAUAUACCCAGUUUAUAUUUUUAAUAAAUAAAAAAAA
Molecule: messenger RNA, 2095 nt
Organism: Periophthalmus magnuspinnatus
Lineage: Eukaryota; Metazoa; Chordata; Actinopteri; Gobiiformes; Gobiidae
Gene: faah2b
Product: fatty acid amide hydrolase 2b
Exons: 11
Coding region: 81-1661 (526 amino acids)
Source: RefSeq, a predicted model, not a curated record